Molecule: messenger RNA, 2025 nt
Organism: Letharia columbiana
Lineage: Eukaryota; Fungi; Ascomycota; Lecanoromycetes; Lecanorales; Parmeliaceae
Exons: 5
Coding region: 1-2025 (674 amino acids)
Biological process (GO): mitochondrial respiratory chain complex I assembly; aerobic respiration; electron transport coupled proton transport
Molecular function (GO): NADH dehydrogenase (ubiquinone) activity; 4 iron, 4 sulfur cluster binding; transferase activity
Source: RefSeq, a predicted model, not a curated record
AUGCUUUCCAAUGCUAGAUUGGCGGCCUCUAUGGCUCUACGAGCCAAACCAGCAUCUGUCUUCCUUCCUCUGCGAGCAGCUCCAUCAGCAACUAUUUCGUCAACAGCGUCGAAGUCUGCUACUACAGAGGUCACACCAUCACGCGAUGCACAAGGUCCGCCGCUCAGCGUUACUGGCAAGCCUCGAAGAGAAGUUCCCCUGCCGAGUCAAGAAAAGAAAGAGGGUGCUAUGCAAUAUGCCUUAACAACUAUGGAUCAAAUUGCCAAUUGGGCCCGCCAAGGCUCCCUGUGGCCUAUGACAUUCGGCCUCGCUUGCUGCGCUAUAGAGAUGAUGCAUCUUUCGACACCACGUUACGACCAAGAUCGCCUAGGUAUAAUAUUCCGUGCCUCGCCUCGACAAUCAGAUGUUAUGAUCGUUGCUGGCACCCUCACCAACAAGAUGGCUCCUGCCCUACGUCAAGUAUAUGAUCAGAUGCCGGAUCCAAGAUGGGUGAUCAGUAUGGGUUCUUGCGCGAAUGGUGGGGGAUAUUAUCACUACAGCUACAGUGUUACAAGAGGAUGUGACCGAAUUGUGCCCGUAGAUAUCUACGUCCCUGGAUGCCCGCCAACAAGCGAAGCAUUGAUGUACGGCAUCUUCCAAUUACAGAAGAAGAUGAGACAUACAAUUCCCCGCGUUCACGACAACCCCUUCAAAAUAAACGAAUAUGGCACCAUUUUGACAUCUACACCAACAUGGUGGCUGACGCGCAGGGAGCAAAUUUGCCCUUUCGGCUUGGUGCAGUACUCCUACGAAAUGAAGCAGUUGAUCCAUACAUUCCGCCUGGAUAGGCUGGGCAGCUGUUGUCCCCCACGCCUACACAACGCCCUUCGCAUUCGACAUAGAAUAAUAGUAUCACUGUGCAAAUCAAGUUGCACAAGAUGGAAUUCCACAAUCGCAUCAACUCGCCCCAAGACUGCCCUCUUCUUCCCAGGCCAAGGUGUACAGCGCAUCGGAAUGGCCACUCCGUGGGUCGCCACCUUCCCACGAACCUGCAGUCCAUUCCUCGAAGAAAUGGACCACAUCCUCUCCACGCCGCUCUCCAAAAUCAUCGCAGAGGGGCCCAAUUCCACCCUCACCGCCACCCCAAACGCUCAACCCGCCAUCAUGGCUACCUCAAUAAUGAUACUACGAGUCCUUGAGCAAGAGUUCGGCUUCGAUACCGGGAAAAGAGUGGAUGUGUGUUUGGGGCAUAGUCUUGGGGAGUUUGCAGCGCUGGUUAGUAGUCGGCAUUUGAAAUAUGAGGAUGCUUUGAGAAUGGUGACCAGAAGGGCGGAUGCCAUGGCCAGAUGCAGUAGGGAUGCCACUAAUACCGAGGGCGGGGAGUAUGGCAUGGUCGCACUGGUAUGCGAACCUGACCGGCUGUCGAGUCUGAUCGAAGCCAUACACGAUUUUCUAGGCCAUGGGGUCGGUGAGGGCGGCAGGGCCGAUUCAGCGAGCCACACGCCGCCGAUCGAACAGGUGGUCAUUGCCAACAUCAACAGUAAAAACCAGAUCGUUUUAAGCGGGAGCAUUGAGAAGAUCCACGCGCUUUUGGUGAACUUGAGGCAAUUCGGGGGUCACGAUCCAAGGGCUGUCAGGCUCGCGACUGACUCGCCUUUUCAUUCUCAAAUCAUGGCGCCAGCGGCGAAGAUGAUGCGGAACCUAUUGGACGAGACAGACAUCGGUUUCGAGCAGGCAUUAUUCCCAUGCGUCAGCAACGUGAGCGCUAGACCCUUCAACAGUGUCAGUCAGUUGAAGGAACUGCUGUCGAGGCAGUGUGUGGAGACUGUCCGGUGGUGGGACAGUAUACGGUGGCUCGACCAAGAGGAGGGAGUGAGGCGUUGGGUGGGCAUUGGACCGGGAAAGGUCGGACGGAAUCUAGUAGGCAAGGAGGUGGGGAUGAGGGGACAGGAUACGAUCAGAGGAGGUGGAGUCUGGGGGAUUACAGAGCCGAAAGAAGUUGAUGCAUUUUUGAGAGGUCUAGAAGAAACAGAAGGCGUGGAGUGA